Phytophthora megakarya is the source of this 1233-nucleotide messenger RNA. The record is from the annotation of a GenBank genome assembly. Lineage: Eukaryota; Oomycota; Peronosporomycetes; Peronosporales; Peronosporaceae.
AUGGAUUUCAUGGUCCCAGUCGGUGUACGGAUGGACCUCGCGGACGGAUCGAUGCGAUUACGUGACGAGGUUGGAGUACCGCUUAAUGGUCGUAAGAGACUGUAUGGCAAGAAGAUGAGAUCAGUGAUUCUCGAACGAUCUCUACGAAUCCAGGUUGGCCGGUCGGAAGAAACAGCGGCGAGGAUAAAAUUGUCGGCCACAGAGAAAUUGUGGGUGACCAGGGGAGAACGAUGGGUACCGACAGUGACGGAAGGCCCCGGUCGGAUCCGCUACCUGGUGAUCUCGAACAUCGGAGAAGAGAUCCUACGGAUGGACCACCGUCUGGACGUUGGAUCCGAGGACGAGGAUGAGAUAUAUUACCACGAGAGUAGCGAUCUCUCAGCUGAAGAUCUCGAGGGAAACCUUGCUGUCCUCCCCGAAAUCCCGAUCUCGACGACCGCGAAGGUCAGCAUCGAGGAUCUGCAGGUGGGAGACUCCGGAUCGGCCACGCCCGAGGAAAUCGAGAAGCUCCGGCAGAUCAUUUGGAAGAAACGACACCUCCUGAUCGGAAAUGCGAAACCGAUCGCAAUGCGAACCCGGAAAGCGCCCACGCGAUUUCGAGAAAAAGUCGCAGGCUUGAUCAAGUGUCUCCUGGCAGCCGAGAUCAUCCGAUCCUCGACAUCACCAUGGGCCUCACCGAUCGUGAUUGUUCGCAAGAGUAACGGUGUGGAUAUCCGGUUAUGCAUCGACUACAAGUUGGUAAACAGCCUCACGAGGUUGAUGGUCUACCCUAUGCUCCUGAUCAGCGAUCUGCUAGAUGAUCUGGACAAGGCACUAUGGUACUGCUCGCUAGACAUGGCCAGCGGUAGCUCGCUGGAUAUGGCCAGCGGCUUCUGGGUCGUACCCAUGACGGAUCGGGCUUGCGAGAUCUCAGCAUUUAUCACCCAUUUUGGAUUGUUCGAAUGGAGUCGCAUGCCUUUCGGCUUAAAGAAUGCCCCGCAGAUCUAUCAACGCCUCGUAGACAACGCGCUGUAUGGAUUCUUAAAGAUCUCGCAAUCCGGCGACGCUGGGACUACAACAGACGUGUUCCAGACAGGGAUCGCGGACGAUCCCGAGCGAGAGUCAGUGUUGGGACGGAGAUCAUACAUUGACGACAUCAUGAUCGCAGCAGAAUCGUGGGAUCAAAUGUGCCAAAGGGAUAUCUGGGACACCCAGUGUCGAUCGGAGGUCUGGAGGCGAAUCCAAAAGAUCUAA